Hyaena hyaena (striped hyena) is the source of this 2029-nucleotide messenger RNA. It is a transcript of the gene HOXC4, whose product is annotated as homeobox C4. Lineage: Eukaryota; Metazoa; Chordata; Mammalia; Carnivora; Hyaenidae. The record is from RefSeq and is a predicted model, not a curated record. The transcript is spliced from 3 exons. Gene Ontology annotation, biological process: anterior/posterior pattern specification; regulation of transcription by RNA polymerase II; embryonic skeletal system morphogenesis. Gene Ontology annotation, molecular function: DNA-binding transcription factor activity, RNA polymerase II-specific; RNA polymerase II cis-regulatory region sequence-specific DNA binding. Bases 387 to 1205 code for a protein of 272 amino acids. Gene Ontology annotation, cellular component: nucleus.
GAUCCCUGGCCGGAAGCAGGCUCUACCCACACAGGCCUCCCUCUCAGUUAGGUCGGCCCACUGUGGGGACGAAGAAAGAAGAGCUCCCAGGGCCUUGGCUGGGCACUUUCACGGGCACGGACUCCUGGCAGAUCCCUCUCCUCCUCGACCCAGGUCCGUAGGAACCAGUCCUGGAGGCAGUUGGAAGAAAGCAGCAGGCCAGACGGAAAGAGCGGAAAGAGAGUGGAAAGAGCCGCCAGCCAGCGGUGGAAGAAAUCCUCUGCUCUGGGGCUGGGCAGGGAGGGUCAGUGGGUACUAGGGGAGGAGGGCAAGGCUUCUGAACUCUGCUUUUGCCAACCACUUCCUGUCUCUCUUCAGCGGGGGCUCAACCCCCCAGACCUCCAGAAAUGACGUCAGAAUCAUUUGCAUCCCGCUGCCUCUACCUGCCGGUCCAGCUGGGACCCUGCCUCGCCGGCCCCAUGGCCAGAGGGUUGGAAUAUUCGCAAAAUAGCUACAUCCCUGAACACAGUCCGGAAUAUUACGGCCGGACCAGGGAAUCGGGAUUCCAGCAUCACCACCAGGAGCUGUACCCACCACCGCCUCCGCGCCCUAGCUACCCCGAGCGCCAGUAUAGCUGCACCAGCCUCCAGGGGCCGGGCAAUUCGCGAGGCCACGGGCCGGCCCAGGCGGGCCACCACCACCCCGAGAAAUCACAGCCGCUCUGCGAGCCGGCGCCUCUCUCAGGCGCCUCCGCCUCCCCGUCCCCAGCCCCGCCAGCCUGCAGCCAGCCAGCCCCUGACCAUCCCUCCAGCGCCGCCAGCAAGCAACCCAUAGUCUACCCAUGGAUGAAAAAAAUCCACGUUAGCACGGUGAACCCCAAUUAUAACGGAGGGGAACCCAAGCGCUCGAGGACAGCCUACACCCGGCAGCAAGUCCUGGAAUUAGAGAAAGAGUUUCAUUACAAUCGCUACCUGACCCGAAGGAGAAGGAUCGAGAUCGCCCACUCGCUGUGCCUCUCUGAGAGGCAGAUCAAAAUCUGGUUCCAAAACCGGCGCAUGAAAUGGAAGAAGGACCACCGACUCCCCAACACCAAAGUCAGGUCAGCGCCCCCGGCCGGUGCUGCGCCCAGCACCCUCUCGGCGGCCACCCCGGGCACUUCUGAAGACCACUCCCAGAGCGCCACGCCGCCGGAGCAGCAACGGGCAGAGGACAUUACCAGGUUAUAAAACAUAACUCACACCCUGCCCCCACCCCCAUGCCCCCAUCCUCCCCUCACACACAAAUUGACUCUUAUUUAUAGAAUUUAAUAUAUAUAUAUUUUUGGUUCUUUUCUCUCUUCCUCCCACCUUCUCCCUUGUCAAUUCCAAACUGACGAAACAGAUAAACAAGCCCUCUGUCCUUCUCUCCCUUCCACUGUUAAGGACCCUUGUAAGCAUGUGAUAUUAUCUUAGCAUGGUACCUGCUGGGGUUGUUUUUUUUUUUGUUUUUUUUUUUUUAAGGCCAAUUUGGGGGGUUAUUUAUUUUUUAAGGAAGAAAGCUGCAGAAAUUAUAUAUUGCAAGGUGCGAUGGUCUGGUUUGGGUGAAUUUCAGGGGAAAUGAGGAAAAGAAAAAAGGCAAGAGAGAUUUUUAAGCCAAUUCGCCUCCUUCUCCUCCUCCUCCUUCCCCCCUCUUUCCUUAGGCCUUUUGCAUUGAAAAUGCACCAGGGGAGGUUAGUGAGGGGGAAGUCAUUUUAAGGAGAACAAAGCUAUGAAGUUCUUUUGUAUUAUUGUUGGGGGGGGGCUGGGAGGAGAGGGGUAAGACAGCAGACAAAGCUAAAUGCAUCUGAAGAGCCUCUCAGAGCUGUUCAGUUUGAGGAGCCAAAAGAAAAUAAAAAUGAACUUUCAGUUCAGAGAGGCAGUCUAUAGGUAGGAACCCCCCCUCCCACCAUCGUGGUUAUUGUGUUUUUGGACUGAAUUUACUUGAUUAUUGUAAAACUUGCAAUAAAGAAUUUUAGUGUCGAUGUGAAAUGCCCCGUGAUCAAUAAUAAACCAGUGGAUGUGAAUUAGUUUUA